Messenger RNA from Siniperca chuatsi (mandarin fish), 2048 nucleotides. Its product is annotated as N-acetyllactosaminide beta-1,3-N-acetylglucosaminyltransferase 3-like. Gene Ontology annotation, molecular function: hexosyltransferase activity. Gene Ontology annotation, cellular component: membrane. The record is from RefSeq and is a predicted model, not a curated record. The coding region runs from base 191 to 1357 and encodes 388 amino acids. NCBI's taxonomy places the organism in Eukaryota, Metazoa, Chordata, Actinopteri, Centrarchiformes, Sinipercidae. The transcript is spliced from 2 exons.
GAAUCAUGUAGUAUGUUGGGGGCAGGCUCUGCAUUAGCAUAGAAGCUGCCGGGUUGGCUAAACUCGAAGAAAAAUGUGCCCCACUGGAAGCCUGUACAUCAUCUUUGACGUAACUACUCCAGCAGUAUACACAGGCUGACUAUUUACUAUCAAAGGGAUACUCACCACGCACUCACAGGGAUCUACGAAUAUGUUCAGACGGUCAAGGAGUAGAAAAUUCAAAGCAGGAAUUUUCUUGCUGCUUGCUCUUCUCGUGAUUGUUUGUUUUUUUGACCACAAAGCCAUUCAUCUCCAAGUAGAUGUUAAAAAUAGUGGCACUCAAACAAAGGCCUCCACCACAAACAACACCUAUGUAUACUCCUGGCCAAGAUGUCAACUAAAUUUGUCUGCAGGCAACAUCCAAGGCUUCAACUUUCUUUCUAAUAGUAAUCAAAACUUCCUCUACUAUCGUCACUGUUGCCAUUUCCCCAUGCUACUGGACAUUCCUGACAAAUGUGGACGAGCUGAUGAAUCUGCAGACAUCUUCCUUUUGCUGGUCAUCAAAAGCUCCCCUGUGAAUUACGAACGCCGAGAGGUGUUGCGCAAAACCUGGGCUAAAGAACGGUUACACAAUGGUGUGUGGAUCAGAAGGAUCUUCAUCUCAGGAACCAUGGCUGCUGGUUUGGAGAAAGAGAGACUGAACAAACUCCUCGAACUGGAGCAACGCGAGUACAAUGACAUCCUCCAAUGGGACUUUAAUGAAUCAUUCUUCAACCUCACCUUGAAGCAGAUACUCUUCUUAGAAUGGUUGGAAAGAAACUGUAGGAACGCUCGCUUCCUGCUAAACGGGGAUGAUGACGUCUUUGCUAACACAGACAACAUGGUUGAGUAUCUCCAAAGCCUCAAGGAUAAUGACGGAAGCAAGCACCUCUUUACUGGCCACCUGAUCCAAAAUGCAAGUCCCAUUAGAUUGUCAAGUAGCAAAUAUUUUAUUCCAUUUCAGUUGCACAAAUCAAACUCAUAUCCCCCCUACUGUGGCGGUGGGGGCAUCCUCCUGUCUGUCUACACAGCUUUGGUCAUAAACAAGAUGUCCCAGUCCAUUACUAUUUUUCCCAUUGAUGAUGUUUACAUGGGUAUGUGUCUGGCCAAAGCAAGGCUAGCACCGGUUUCUCAUAUGGGUGUGAAAACGCUAGGAUUGUACUUACGCUCCCCCAAUAUAGAUAAAUAUGACCCUUGCUAUUUUAAAGAAAUGCUUUUGGUACACAGAUUCGAUCCAGCUGACAUAUAUAUUAUGUGGCACGGAAUACAUGACCCCAAUUUGAAAUGUGGUACCUCAAAAAAAAAAAAAAAAAAAAAAAAAAAAAAAAAAAUGGCUUAAGGAGAACCAAACUGUAAUUAAGAUGUUGUAAUGGGGUUUUUUGUGCUUUUUGCACAUGCUCUUAGUUGAGAGAAGGCAUGACCUUCUUCAUUGUAUCAUGAGUAAAGGUUUGAAGUGUUUUGCUGCUGCUUCUCAGUGGGUUCAAACGCAGUCCAAUAACAGCAGUAAUAUCUGCUCUGAUGUCUUAUAUCUGCUCUGUAACUCACAUGUCCUGUGUUAUCCUUUUAGAAAAAAUAAAAAAUCAGAAACCAAAAGGGAAAAUAUUUAUAUUUUAUACUUCUUUUAGACACUCACACUGACUAACAGCCAGACAACAACCUGCUACACAACACAAUUAAGAGCCACAUACUUUGAACAACAACCUAGAUUAGCUUUCCAGCUAAAGUCUCAUUGUUAUCUAACCUAUGAACAUGUCUUGUCCUGCACCUUAGCUUGUUGAACAAGCAACCAAACCAACAGUCACAGGCAAUGCUAAUGUCAUAUUAGCGAAUUAGCUGGUCAGCUGGAACACAUUAAACAGCAUGUAAACAUCCCUGCAAAUAUCACUUAGGUCUGUUUGGAUGCUGGUGUGGCCCUUAAUCUUCAAUACCACUGCCAGUUUGUGAGCUACAGUUUUUUUUACUUUUUCUCUCAUUCCCUUAUCAGGGCUCAGCCUGCCAGCUGCUGGAGAUGCUGUCACUCAAACAGAGAC